Molecule: messenger RNA, 255 nt
Organism: Fulvia fulva
Lineage: Eukaryota; Fungi; Ascomycota; Dothideomycetes; Mycosphaerellales; Mycosphaerellaceae
Exons: 2
Coding region: 1-255 (84 amino acids)
Source: RefSeq, a predicted model, not a curated record
AUGGAUGUGAAGGAAGAGCUUGCGACACGAGAAACAUUGAAGCAGAUGGGCGUGAUGGGGAGGAACGAGAAAUUUGCACGGGACGCUUUUGCCAAGGAUUCUAUCGGAGGUGUGGUAGUCACUCUGGUUGAAGCAGUGGUGUUACAAUCGUUCUCAAGGGUCCAGCUGGAGAGGCUGACUGACUCCAGUGACGUUCGUUAUAUGGGUAUCAAGAGAGAGCCAAAGAAAACUUGGACUUCAAUAUCCAAAACAUGA